Durotheca rogersii is the source of this 2311-nucleotide messenger RNA. Its product is annotated as MFS general substrate transporter. The record is from RefSeq and is a predicted model, not a curated record. Bases 349 to 2151 code for a protein of 600 amino acids. The transcript has 2 exons. NCBI's taxonomy places the organism in Eukaryota, Fungi, Ascomycota, Sordariomycetes, Xylariales, Xylariaceae. Gene Ontology annotation, molecular function: transmembrane transporter activity. Gene Ontology annotation, biological process: transmembrane transport.
CUUUUGGCUACCACCCCAGCUCCCAACCCCCAACCCGGACGAUGCUUGGUGCUUAUCUUUUAUAACCGGCGAGAAACGACCCUGACGCAGUGCAGGUCUGCUGCGCGGCGCGCAUCCUACCCUCGACAGGCUUCAGCCAGCCCGACGGCGGUGACGCAGUCGGCGGGCACCAGGAUUGGGUCGCCAUCGUGCGAGGAGCGGCGGAGAUCUUAUCGCACCACGAGCGCCGGCCAGGUCGUCGCCCUCUGCUCUCGAUAUAAGCCGACCGGGUCGCGCGGCAGGGACGAGAAAUCGACUGGCCAUGCCAUCUACCCGUCCACGGCUUGGUAAAAGAAGACAGACGGACUGAUGCGAACCGACACAGCGUACACACCACCACCACUACCACCACUACCACUCUCAGACGACCAUCACUUACACUUACACAACACAUCCAUCGCUUGCACUGCUUGCAUCACUCUCAUACCACACACAUACAUACCGUACACACACAUACUACCUCCUCUCUCCCGACGCGAUUCCACAAUGGCGACGAGAGCUUUCCAGAACUCCGCCCUCAUUGGCCGCAGCGGCAACAUCAGCCCCGGCCCGGUGAGCGCCCGUCUCGCCGGCGCCAGCGAGAGCACGCCGCUUCUCGCGCCUGACGACGAUCCGGACAGGAAAGUCCCGUCGUCGCCGGCCUUCGACCGGGCCGCGGGCCAGUCCCGCGCGCUCCCGUCCCGCGCGCUCCCGUCCAAGAAGAAGCCCGAGACGCCCCUGCCGAGACUCCAGAUCCUCCUCCUGUGCUAUGCUCGCCUCGUCGAGCCAAUAGCUUUCUUUUCCAUCUUCCCGUACAUAAAUCGGAUGGUACAGGAAAAUGGCAACGUACCGGAGGCCAACGUCGGCUUCUACGCCGGCGCGAUCGAGUCCAUCUUCUCGCUGACGCAGAUGCUCGUCAUGAUGUUCUGGGGCCGCGCGUCCGACCGCUGGGGCCGCCGCCCCGUCCUCGUCCUGUCGCUCGCCGGCCUCGCCGCCGCCACCUCCGUCUUCGGCCUCGCCACCCGGAUCUGGCAGAUGAUGCUCCUGCGCUGCGUCGCCGGCAUCUGCGCCGGCAGCGUCGUCACCAUCCGCACCAUGAUCGCCGAGCACAGCGACGCCUCCAACCAGGCCCGCGCCUUCAGCUGGUUCGCCUUCGCCGGCAACGUCGGCAUCUUCGUCGGCCCCCUCAUCGGCGGCUUCUUCCUCGACCCCGCCAAGACCUUCCCCCGCCUCUUCGGCGGCGUCCCCUUCUUCGAGACCCACCCUUUCGUCCUCGCCCCCAUCGUCGUCGCUCUGAUCGGCUUGACCGCCGUCGUCACGAGCGCCGUCGGCGUCGACGAGACCCUGCACAUGAAAGACGGUGCAGAGGGUGGCGGAGACGACGUCGAGGGCGCCCGCCCGGGACCCGCGCCCAAGGCCACCGUGUCCGAGCUCGCCAAGGCUCCCGGCGUCGGCAUCGUGCUCGUUGUCUACGGGUACGCGAUGCUGCUCGGCUUCGCCUACACGACGCUGAUCCCGACUUUCCUGUACACGACGCCCGAGCUCGGCGGCUUCGGCUUCACCUCGAUCCAGAUCUCCAUCUACAUGGCGCUGACGGCGGGCUCGCAAGCCUUCUGGAUCCUCCUCGUGCUGCCGCCGCUCCACCGCCGCUGGGGCUCCAAGGCCCUCCUGCGCUACUGCGGCGUCGUCUGGCCCUUCUUCUUCGCCAUCAUGCCCUCGAUGAACUGGCUUCUCUGCCGCGACAACGACCCCGCCCACACCCUCUUCUGGGUCAUAUUCCCGCCGAUGCUCGUCGUCGGCUCCAGCGUCGUCAUGGCCUUCACCGUCGUCCAGCUCGCCCUCAACCAGGUUUGCCCUGCCAAGUCAAGCCUCAACAAGCUCAACUCCAUGUCCCUCUCCAUCACCAGCGGCCUGCGUGCCGCCACCCCUGCUGCCUUUAACAGCAUGUUCGCCUUGGGCGUGCGACACAAUAUCCUUGGCGGCUACUUCGUCUGGUUCGUCGUCGCCGCGCUGGCUGUGGGCUUCCUCUUUACCGUGUCGUACAUGCCGCCGGCUACGGACAAAGGGGGGGAGGACGACGACGAUGAGAGGGGGGCCGAAGAGUCGCCGCGGGUAGAGGUAACUAGCAAUUAAAGCAGGAUAAUUAUUGGGAGGUAGGCGAGGGGUUCGGGGAAAAUAGACGGAGGGAGGAAGGGGGAAGCAUCCUCACCUCCCUGGUCACCAACGUAGAAAUCCAGGCUCCAGUGUGCAUUACUGCGGAUAGACAGGUUUUGGGGGAUUCACUCAUCAAAAA